GAUCCCACAGAGUUGCUCAGUGUCCGGAUACCUGAUGGAUGCAAUGACCGCUGACUGAUCCAAUGAAGACCUGCAGUGAGGAAACACAGACCCAGUCUCAGUAUCGAUUACUGAUUAGUGAUCUGCAGCAGGUGCGUGCGUAAGCGGAGUUCAGCGCUUUAAACCUACAGGACUGUACUUUCUUCAUCCAUUCAUCACCUACUCCUCCUCCGGGAUGAAGACUCCUCUCGGCCCCUCUCAGCUCCUGGAGAAUGGGCAGAUCUUUGCCUAUGGAGGGAUGUGUCAAGAGCUGAUGGACGCGCCCAUACCCACAACCAUCAGCCUAUCUGCCCCACAGACUCCAUCUAUAGGUCAAAGUGGGACUUACUCUUUGUGUGAGGUGUGUAACCUGCAGCUUACCUCUGCGGCUCAGGCCCAGUUGCACUACAAUGGCAGGUCUCACCUUAGGAGGGUGAGACAGCUCCAGGCUGGAGAGGCAGGACAACAGGCAUCAGCUGGAGCUCAGUCAAGGUCUCUUCCACAUGCCACAGGGCUCUGCUCCCAGCCUGCAGGACUAACUCCAACCCCAGGCCCCAGUCCAGGCCUCAGCAUCCCUACCAGCACUACUACAGGAAGUGGGUGUGGUACAGUAGGCGGGGCGUUGCCAGGGCUGAUUGGCGCCACCGGUCCUUCAGUGAUGAUGAAACCGUUCCUGUCAUUUCCCGUUGAGACGUCAACGCCAGUCGGACUUUUCCCAAACUUCAACACGAUGGACCCGGUGCAGAAGGCCGUCAUCAACCAUACCUUUGGUGUCACGUUGGUACCUAAGAAGAAACAGGUCAUCUCAUGUAACGUCUGCCAGCUGAGGUUCAACUCUGAUUCUCAAGCAGAAGCUCACUACAGAGGAAGUCGUCACGCCAAGAAGCUCAAAUCUCAGGAGAAUAAAGUAAAGGCCAAGCUGUCAAUCACCGGAGAGACCAAUGGUAGCAACACGAGUCCCGCUGGCCCCGCCCCUCCUGUACCAGCUAACAUCAGCACCAAUCAGCACACAGAGCUCUUACCUAGCCUCCCAGACCCCACCUCUCCUCUCAAACCCUUCCUCCUCCUCUCCUCCUCCCCACUCUCCUCCCCCUCUCCCUCCUCCAGCAGAGCAGGCAGUGAGCCUCCCCCGUCCAGUCCUCCCUCUGCUCUCCCUGCCCCCGGCCUUUCCUCCUCCUCCUCUUCCUCCUCUUCAUCUUCCAAAUCCUCUCCUCCUCCUCCCCCUGCUUCUGCUCCUGUUAUCGCGGCUCCGUCAGUCCCUGCUCCUCCUUCCUCUCAGGCCUCCUCCCAGGAUGCUCCUCUCUCUGCGGAGUCAGAGGAGGAGAAGGCGAAGAAGUUGCUGUACUGCUCGCUGUGCAAAGUUGCCGUCAACUCUCUGUCCCAGCUUGAGGCUCACAAUGCAGGCUCAAAGCACAAAACCAUGUUGGAGGCUCGGAGUGGAGCCGGGCCGAUCAAGGCGUACCCCCGACCCGGAGCCAAGCUGAAAAAUGGCAGCAGCUCUGUGAUCAAAGGAUCCGGUCUGCAGAAUAAAACUUUCCACUGCCAGAUCUGUGAUGUCCACGUCAACUCUGAGAUCCAACUCAAACAGCACAUCUCCAGCAGGAGACACAAGGACAGAGUGGCAGGAAAACCCAGCAAACCCAAAUACAGCCCUUACAACAAACAGCAGCGCAGCUCACUCACCGAGUUAGUGAAGCCCACCCUCUCUCCUUCCUUCCUCACCACUCCUUUUGCUCCUCCCCCCUCCUCCCUCCCACUCACCAGCACCAUUUCUCUCCCUCCUACCUCUCUUUCCUCCACCCUCUCCUCUUCCCCUCUCCUCACUGCCACCUCCUCUCCCCUCACCACUGCCAUCUCUCUGCAUCCUCGCCCUCCGGCCUCUUCGUCCCUCUUCACUGCCUCCUUCCUUCGUCCGGCUCCUGGACCAAUCAGAGCGAGCCAAGGUUCGAUCCUCUUCACACCGUACUGAUGAAGUCGUCAGAGGUGGGGACUCUCGACCUCUGACCUCCACUUUGUUGGAGCUACAGGGGCAGCAGGGAUACGAGCCCUGCCAUCACGGCUGCAGGGAUUCAAACCGGCAACCCUCUCACCUGCCUGAGGCUUCAAAAGGAAAACAGGGGAGGACAGCACCUCGUCCCUGUCCUUUCUGAACCAGACGUCUUAUUCACAGGAACAUUCACAGCUGAUCGGACAGCAACUUGUGAUUUUAUCCAAACAGAAGUCUGAUUCUGAAGAAACCACCUGACCUGAAACUGAACAGAGGAUUAAAGGUUUCUACAUAUCCUGGAAAAACUGGGACUUGUUCAAUGCAAUCAUGGAUAUCUGCUGUAGGAGCAGUCCUGGAAAAAUAUAAGGAUCUCCCCAAAGCAAUAAAUGGUCCUGGGGAAAAACAUCAGCGUGCAGUGUUUUGUUACUAUUAGCAGAUUUUAUGUUUCAGAGACAGCUCAACUUAAGCUAUCAAGUGGAAGAGAACAAGGUGCAAUGUUCAAUUUGUACACAAGAACACUGAGAGUACUUAUUUUUCCUGGACCUUUUUGCAAAAAGGACUGAACUAACCUUCCAGUGGCAGCCUGAAUCUACGGAACGCAAAGCUGAGAGAAAACUGAACCAAGACUCGCACGGACCCGAAAUCAACAUGAAAUCUCAACGUGACCUGAACCUCCUCCUUGCUUGAAGUACUCACAAAUAAAGUCAACAAAGAUACUUGGAGUCCAGGCUAGAGAUGCAGCUUCUGCUAAGACGAAACACAAAGACGGGUGAGGCGGAACCUGAUUCAAGUCCGGUUUGGUCCGGUCCUUUGUUCUCUCCCUUGAGGCUCCUCUCCUCUUCUUCCUCCUGCUGGAGGAACUAACCAGCAAAAACCUGAUGUCGACUGCAGCCGUCCUCAUGUCAUGUCAGCUCUGGACCGUGAUGCCGCAGGUGUCCCCUUUAGAUGUCUCUGCACACAUGUUCAGUUCUUUCCAAACAUACAGCAUUUCAGGCAAAAAAAGAACCUGCAGAAAUGUGAAGAAAUGUGGUACUGUAUAUUUUCUUAUUGUCAACAAACCCCAUAAAUACACUUGAAUGUGUUUGUCCCCAAGCCUUAAAAAUGUCUCUUAAAUAUACAAUCUUUCUUGAAUGGGGGAAAGUAGUGUACAAAAUCAGGGACUAAUGUCGUUAUCACAAAAGAAGAUAGAAUGUGCUUUAAAAAAAUCAAUGAAAGCUCCUCUGAGGACGAUUUAUCUGGUAAUGAAACAGACUUAAAUUAAAAACGGAUGCCUCCGUACUACCAACAAAAGCAAAAGAGAUCAUCAGCAGCAAGAUUCAUUUUUCCCAAUUUAAUUAUGUCUAGUGCAAGUAAAUACUGCCAGAGGGUAGGCGUCAGUCAAGGCAAUUACAGCACGCUGUCAAAACAUCCUUUGUUUACAUUUCCUCUGGCAAAGAUUCACAGUGAGAGAAAGUCUGACUGUUUAGAAAAAGACCAUCAGAUCAGAUUUCAGACAGAAAACUCUAAACAUGCACAAGAUCAGAAAAGAGAAAAAUCCAUCUGCUGUGACUACAGGGGGGCGCCAAAAUCAAUGCAACCUAAAAGUUCCUUACAGUAGCUUUAAGUAAAGAGGUGACAGUAGUAUUCAGAAGUAUCACAGGGGACAUCACCUAUGUGUCCUACAGCCCUGCCAUGUGGGAUAAAUAUUAUAGAUGAUAUAUUUGUAAUUCUCCUGCAACAUAACAUCCAGGUGAAUCUCAGUUUUUAACUCUGUUUCUUUAGAUUGAACUCAGCAGAAACCCCAGAUUAAUAAAGCUCAGCUGUGUCACAUCAUCAUGUUGAGGUUGAGCUAACUUGCUGUAUGUUUGGAACCCCAGUUUGAACUCCCGUUGACGAACUCUGCCUCCUGUCGUCUGAUGUCUUCAUCUCUGCCUCUUUCUGUUGUUGCCAUCUCCACCGCCAGUGUGCAACAGAACUGACCUGCACCCUGGACCGGGCUACUUGCUGGUUUUACAGUAAAAAAUAAAAAACCCUCUCGUCCUGAUUGUUGUUGCCUGGUGUGGACAAUCAGCCUGCUGUUUUUUUUUGUUUCUGUCAACCCUACUGCUGAAUCUGAACAAAACUUCCUGGAGUUUGAAGAGUCGGACGAAACUUUUACUGUACCUGAAACUUUAAUCACGAGAGUCGGAGGAACUUUCAAAGACUUGAACGCAUCACUGGAACUUUUCACAACCUGCAACAGCAAAGGAACGUCUUCCUGAGAAAAAGCUUUCACUGCGCAAAAGAGAAGAACAUCAAUCGUCUGGUUGCUUUUUCUGUGCUCUAAUAAUUGGUUUUACUUUGGAUGUUGUAAAUAUAACACCCACAUCUUUUUCUCGACUCUCAAACAACCAUUUGAUUCAUCUAUCCCUCACAUUAAUCCAGAGACUGAUAUCUCCGAUUGGGCUCAAUAAGCUCUCCACUAGUGCCCCCUUCAGGAAGAACACGGUACUUAUACCAGGUGGUUGUUUGAAGGUUGGGAAAAGGGGGGGGGUCACAGAACCAGGAGAAACCAUAGAAAACACCCAGAGAGUCACAGAGGGAGUGUAACAACUGGAAGUUUUCCCCACUUAUAUUUAUUUUCUUAUCGGCUAUGAGCAAUAUUAAUAAUGAUAAUAAUAAAAACAGCUGAAUGGAGGUUCACCAGGGAGUCACUUCUUCCCUCAGCUCUGUGAGCAGAUGGAGAGCAGGACAUGAAUCAGAGUGAGUCUUGCAGGAAUACAGAGUACUCCUUAAUGCUCAUCAGACGUUUGAGUUCCUUUUUCCCUUCCUUUUGAUUUAAUUUAUAACUUAAAUUUAAAUUCUCACUCUCUGAUAUCUCAGUCGACCCUUACAUGGAGAUAGGAGCAAAUCCAGAGAGCACAUGGAGGACGUAAUGAGUGUUUUAAAGUCAUGAAAGCUUUACAUUUAUACCGAAAUGUAUCUUGAAAAAUCAAAACCUCUGGAUUUACAACAAUAACAUGAACAAGAAAUAUAAGUGCAGAGGUAUAGAAUGAUAGUUUGACUAGUUCAGACAUGAAACAGUCUGCUUUUUCAAUCAAGAUUCAUAAAACAAAACAGGAAAGAACAAGAAGAACUGAACGUACAGUUGUGUAUACUCUAGAACAGGGGUGUCAAACUAAUAUCAGUUCAGGGUCCACAUAGAGCCCAAUUUGAUCUGAAGUGAGCCAGACCAGUAAAAUCACAACAUAAUAACCUAUAAAGAAGGGCAACUCAAAAAUGUUCCCUUUGUUUUAGUGCAAAAAGUACAAGUAUAUUCUGAAAAUGUUCAAAUUUCAUGAACUAUAUUUUUUACUAAAACAGCUGUUGUAUUUUUCACCAUGAUGAGUCUCAUAGUAGGGCCAAAAUAUUAUAUUCUUUAAGCCCUGAAGCCUGCUGCCAACACACCAAGCACACAGGUUUCCCACUCACCUGCAUUGUUCAGGUGCGCUCCAUCAUUGUAUGCGACCCCCAGAGAACAAAUUUGAUAUAGCAGUUACUUUUAUUGAAAAAUCAAAAAAAUGUCUUCUCUGUCAUUUUUUCAUUUUGGGAAGACAUACACAGGCCGGAUUGGAACCUCUGGUGGGCCAGUUUUGGCCUGCGGGCCAUAUGUUUGACACCCCUGCUCUAGAAGUAAAGCAGGGAUACAGACAUGUCCAUGUUACAUUAUUUAUGUUACACUUAUCUGCUAUAACAAACCGCUCACUAUACAUUAACCCUUACUGAUACAGAGAGAAGAGUGUUGAUUCACAAUUCUUCUGGACUAGCAUGCCAGCUAUAACCUUUAAAACGAACAUGUAGGAGUAAGCGGUGGAUUAUUGAUACCUGAUGAUAAGCAAACUUGUCUUUUAAUGAUACGGAUACAUUUUCUCUUUUGUUUUGAUCACACUGUUUUUAACCAGAACUUCUAGCUCCAACACUGGAUCAGAAAACCUGGAUCAUUAACAGAAGUUAACAGAGUUAGCUCUGCUUCAUCCAUACUUAAUAAUGCAGUGAUUGUGUCUCUGGUCGUUAUUUCCAUGGUUUCAAAUGGUCAGUAUUGUCUCGUCGGUCUUCCUGCCUCCUCCUGGAUAACUUGAAGCAUCUCAGUCUUCCAAUAAUGAACAAACAGAUUUAUGGGUGUGUGUGUGUGUGUGUGUGUAUGUGUGUUAUCUAUGCAGUAUUUGGUCACGGUGCAGUAACUCUAUCUGUGUCAUCAACAUGUUUAAAAGAGAAGACAAAGUGUCAAAUCCGCGUUGAUGAUGUUUCAAGCUGUUUGUCAGCAGCUUGUCAGAGCUCUGAGCCGUUCAACUGAACUUCCUCUUUUGUCUUUUGAUGUCAACUUGAUGCAAUAAUGUACAGAUCAGCUGCUGCUUCGCUUUACACUCUGCUUCCUUAUCAGCAAUACUGAGGCCUGAGAGUCUCCAUGCAAGUCCGAAGUCUUCAUACUGGGGCUGAGUCCCAAUACUGGAAAAAAAAAAAAAACGCACAUGGAUGUUAAACUGAAGAAUUGUUUCUAGUUGAAAUGACGUUAACUUGUGUUUUUGUUGAAACUGUCGUAAUGUUUUUGUUGAAAACUGAGAUUGUGCGCAUGUGUGUGUUGUCCCUGUUUUUAAAUGAACCUCUAAAAUCUGAUUGGAUCACUUCUCUUUCAAAAUAAAAGCUCAUUUUCCAUCAACUAAAGAGGACAUCCAAACAGGGAAAUUAUGAGAUUAAAGGAGCAGUUCAACCAAACUUUUUAACAGCUGUGAAGCUUGCUCAAGCAUUUCAUAUUCAAAGUUUUAAACCUUAAAUCAAGCUUUAACAAAAAAUGACCAAUGUAUUUGUUUUGUUUCUUUUCACAGAGGAUAUUUGCAAACUAAAUUCUGAUUUUAAAAACUGAACUGUGAUCACACACAGGAUUCAGAUUACAGUCUCUACAGAAAGAAAGAAAGAAAGAAAGAAAGAAAGAAAGAAAGAAAGAAAG
Molecule: messenger RNA, 6947 nt
Organism: Notolabrus celidotus (New Zealand spotty)
Lineage: Eukaryota; Metazoa; Chordata; Actinopteri; Labriformes; Labridae
Gene: znf385b
Product: zinc finger protein 385B
Exons: 11
Coding region: 215-1987 (590 amino acids)
Cellular component (GO): nucleus
Molecular function (GO): nucleic acid binding; zinc ion binding
Source: RefSeq, a predicted model, not a curated record